AAUAUGGAGCAGAACAAAAAACACAUUAAUUUUGUACUUAGGUGUGUGCGAGAAAAAACAAGAGUAUUUUACCUUUCUGAGCCCAUGAGGAUAAGUACAUUCUACUGGGUAGUUGGGUCACUUUUACUGCUGGAAGACCAUAAGAAUAUUGAGAGACUUUCAAAGAAAAUAUUGAAUUUCGUGGUGGAGUGCCAGAAUGAAGAUGGUGGGUUUGGUGCCAGGCCGAAAUAUCCAUCUUGUCCUAUUUCCACACUUUCUGCACUGCAAAUUCUUUACGUUCUAAAGAAAUCAAACGAGCUUUCUGAAGGCAGUGAAACUCCAACAAGCACAGUUCUGGUGCAGGAGGACUCGCCAGAAACAAAGCGCCCAGGGCAGUUUACAGUACAAGAGAGAAGGAAUGAAGAAAUAUUCCAGUCACUUGAACAUGUCUCUGAUUCUUCAUCUGAUUCGUUGGACAUAGAGACAGACACAGAAUCAUCAGGGAAAACAACUAAUUGUGUUAUGUGCAAUGCAUACCUUGAGAAAAUAGUAACAAAUGAAAAGCUAAUAGGAUUUAAUUCAAUCCUCAAUAUUAGUUAUAUCUGUUAUUACAUCGCAUCGAAAAGCUUGCUGACUGAACUAUCCCUUGGUGGCCCUGAUAUGUUUGUUAUUCUUGCACCAAUGAAAAAAAUCCUCUGUGAAUAUAUUUCACAGUGUGUUAAUCUUGAUGGGGGUAUUGGUGCCAUGCCAGGUAGUGAAUCACAUGCGGCGUAUACAUUCAGUGGAGUAUCUUCUCUUUUUAGUCUGGGUGAAAUCGGUCUUAUAUCCAUACAAGAAACAGCCACACUAAUUGGGCUUCUACAGACAAACUCAGGAGGGAUUUCAGGAAGAGUUGAUAAAAUUGAAGAAAUAUGCAGUACGUUCUGGGGGUAUUCCACACUAGCAAUUAUGGGCGUGCCGGGAUAUGUAGACUCUUCUGCGCUAAGAAAUUUCAUUUCAUCGUGUGAGUGUGUAGAAGGAGGCUAUUCAGACAGACCAAAUGGAACACCUACUCUGCUGUAUACUUUCUAUGCACUCUCCUGCUUAGCUGUAUUAGAUAAUAAGAGUGUUAUGGAUAUACUCCCUAGUUUGUCUUUAUGCUUAUUUGACUGAUACUAUUAUAAUAAGUAUAUUCAGUGAAGACGCUCUAAUAAUAAUAAUUUGAACAGAAUUUAUUUAAUGAAAUAUUUCUGCUCUCUGUGCAGGAAAGCAAUAAAGUACAAAACGCCCAAUGGAUGGAUUGAUCACAUACGCGGUGUAAAUCACAGACAAAAAAGAAUGUUUAUAUUAAAACCCGAACUAAUUAAAUUUAUUAACCAAAUGAAGAAGGAAGCAUGUUAACGCAUGAAGAGCAUGCAGAAAUACAGAAAGUGUUGAAUAAUACAGAAGAUACAGCAGAAAUCAAAAAAGAGAAUAGAAAAUAUUUUAGAAGAAUCAUUGAUAAGAAUAGCACAUAAUAUACUAAAUUAAGACUAUAAUUUUAUUUAUAAAUAACC
Molecule: messenger RNA, 1514 nt
Organism: Nematocida parisii ERTm1
Lineage: Eukaryota; Fungi; Microsporidia
Exons: 1
Coding region: 4-1131 (375 amino acids)
Molecular function (GO): protein prenyltransferase activity
Source: RefSeq, a predicted model, not a curated record